ACCAACUUGAUUAUUCAUAUGACUCCAAACCACACUUGAUUUUAGAAUUUGUUUCUAAAACUCCAAAAAUUCCCUCAAACCCAAAAUUCCAAUCAUGACAUCCUCGAAAAUGGAUGAAGAGCUGAGAAAUGCAGCAGUGAGAGGAGAUGUAGACUUCCUUAAACAUUGUGUUGAAUCCAAUAAACCCAUCGAAUACUACUUGACUUUCUAUCCUGAGGAGGAUGACCAAUCUGGAAGACGCCAUCAUGGCAACAUCUUCCACAUGGCCGCAACCGAAAACCAAGAAGAGUUUAUAAGAGAAGCCAUGGGGAUUUUACCUCAAGAAGCCAAGCACCAACUCCUUGUUCAAACAAGGGGAAUAAGCAAGUGGAACCCUCUUCAUGUAGCAGCCAAAGUUGAAGAAAUCUUUCGAGAACUACUUCAGAGAGAGCCAGAGCUAAUUAAACAAAAAAAAAAAGAAUGAUUUAAUUUGUGGGCAUAUUAUGGUAAAAUUUGGCCAUUCAAAAUUCUCUUAGAUUGUAAGGAUAUCAUUCAAGAUGUAAAUAAGAUUUUCACAUACUUGGUAUCUUCAACGAAUAAUAAUAAUGGUGGCAAUCCAUUACACUACUUGGCUAGAUAUGCCCGGUGUACAGAAGAUGCUACAAAAAUUGCAGAAAUGCUGAUAGAUAUUUACAAAAAAGAAUCACCAAGCCUUUCAAAUAAUCAACAUCCUUGGUUAGUGAAGAACAUUGAUGGAGAUACACCUUUGUCAUUGGCCAUAGCCCAGAAGAAUGUAAAUCUGGCAAUAUAUUUGUUGUCAGUGGAUGAAAAUGUAGUUAUCGAAAGUAAGAAGAAUGUUCUAUUCUUGGCUGUCGAGGUUCAAUGUCAUACACUUGCCGAAGAUAAUCGAUAACAAAGGUUGGACUCAACUUCUUACGAAUCAUCAAAAGCUCAAUAUCUUGCAUCUUGCUCCAUUAUGCACAGAAAACUUUUGUGCACAACUAAUGGAAAGACAUCCAGAAUUAAUCAAAGGAGUAGAUAAAGAAGGAUCUACAAUAGUUCAUAGUUGGAUAAAAAGUGACAAAGAAUGGCUAUUUAAAUUCAUAUUGGAGAGCAAGUGGAAAGAUCAGUUUGUAAAACUUUUUGAUGUUAAGGAUUACAAUUAUCAAAACAAUCCUUUUCAUGUUGCUGCAACAACCACUCAUGAAACAACAAACCAGAUUGUACCACUCCUUGUAGAAGCUUACAAAAAAACCAAACUUAUUUGGAGCGUAAAUGAUAUCAAUCAAUUGCCAUGGUUUGAAAAGAAUAAAGAAAAGGAAGGAGCUCUACACUUGGCAUUACGCAACAAACGUGAAGAUCUUGCACUUUACAUAUUGGCACUACUCCGGCAUGAUCAAUCUAUAAAUAAACUGCUAGAUUAUUACAAGCCAGAGCAUUCUACUUUGUUUCUUGCUAUACAAAACAAUUGCUCUGAUGUAGCCAAAGCCAUAUUGGGAAAUUUGGAUAAGAGAAGCAGGACCAAAUAUCUAGAAGAUUCCUGGACUGGUCAGAAUAUAUUGCAUCUUGCUACAAGCUUAACAGAUGUAAGCUUUGGGACAUGGUUAGUAGAUAUAGCACCAGAAUUCAUCACCCAAAAAGAUGAAAAUGGACAAUCACCUUGGGAUAAAGCGUAUGAACUUGGUCAUGCAUGGUUUAUAAAAGCGGUUUUGGAAAAAGAUUCAUCCGUGUUCAGUAGGGAACCCCUGGCUUGGACAAAAGCUUGUGAAAAAGGUAAUGUCCCAGCUCUUCAUGCCUUCAUCAACCAUAAUCCAGGAGCGUUUCGAGAUCUUUGUAUUGAAAAUAAGGAUUCUCCUUUACAUCAUAUAAAACUGUCAAGUUUAACAGACUAUGAAGAGUUUCUUUUCGAGAUUCCACGCAUGAAGGAUCUAAUUAAUCUUCAAGAUUCUCAAGGUGUAACACCUUUACACAAAGCAAUACAAGAUGACAACUUAUUCUUGACUGAAACUUUACUCAGCAUCGAUAAGAUAAUUGUGCCAUAGAUCUAUUGGCUCAAAAAUGCGUUGACAACCAAGCAUGGGUAUGAUUUCUUUCCAAUAAAAUUUCCAAUUUAAGAUUCAUUUUAUUAACUGUUUAUAUAUAUAUGAUGCUUCUUUAAUGCAAAAAAUAAAAAAAAAUAAAUGCUCUUUUGUACCAUUUCGUUUUCCUUAAAACACAAAAAGAUAAGAUCUGUUCGAGCUUUGGAUAUAUUGAACACAACUUUUAUUGAAUCAAUUAUAUUGGAAAUAAUAUAUGUGGACUAGCAUACACGAAGGUUUUUUUUUUUGUGUGUCAUAUAGUUUGGAAGCUAGAAGUGAAGUUCAAUUAUGAAUCAUUGUAGGACCAAAUGUCCAAGAGAAUUGGGCUUGAUCCAAUGAUUAAAACGACAUACUUUCAACCUAAGACAAAUUUGUUGGAUGUGCGAAAUUCUUUGUUUGUGGUAGCUGCCUUAUUAGCUACCAUUACAUUCACUGCUGGAUUCACUCUCCCUGGUGGAUUUACUCAAGAUAACGGGGAAGCAAUUUUGGCAAAGAAAGCAGCUUUUUUGGUGUUUUUGGUAUCUAAUACACUAGCCCUAUCUUUUUCAAUGUUGGUGUUGAUUUGUCUCAUAUGGUCCAUGGUCUUUGAUUCUAGUUAAUCAUUGAAAUUGAUUGAUCGAAGUAUGGUGUUUCUCCGUUUAGCGCUAAAUUUCACAUUAUUGACGUUUAUGACGGGAGUCUAUAUUGUCAUAGCCCCAAAGUCAUUAUGGGCUGCUAUUCUCAUUAUUGUCAUCGUGAGCUUUCUCAUUGGAAUAUCUAUCAACAAGGAUCUCUUGUACAAUGCUCUAGAGUAUCUUGACAAGUUUCCUUCUCCGAGUAAGAAGUGCAUAGAUCGACUUCGUCUGAUGGAAUUGGGGUGCGCCCCUAACGGAGCUCGUGCUUAGUUUUUGAUACUGGAGUUCAAAAUAAGGUCCCCGAUUGAUUUACGGAGUACUGUAUAGAACUAAGUUCACUUCAUGUUACAUUUAUACAGAGUAGAAUGAAGUGCUCGAGAAAAAAGGGAAAUAAAAUUCAAGUGUGUGUUAUUUGUUGUAAAAUUUAUACAUGAGUACAAUAUUAUUAAUGUCAAUUAUUUA
This is a messenger RNA of Chenopodium quinoa (quinoa), 3133 nucleotides long. RefSeq lists its product as uncharacterized. The transcript is spliced from 5 exons. Gene Ontology annotation, molecular function: protein phosphatase 1 binding; protein phosphatase regulator activity. NCBI's taxonomy places the organism in Eukaryota, Viridiplantae, Streptophyta, Magnoliopsida, Caryophyllales, Amaranthaceae. The coding region runs from base 834 to 2021 and encodes 395 amino acids. Gene Ontology annotation, cellular component: plasma membrane. The record is from RefSeq and is a predicted model, not a curated record.